ACCUUUUGCUUUUUGGCUACCCUCUACCCACUCCCUCUUCUUCAUUCGCAACUCCUCUGUUACUCUAUCUUCAUAUUCUAAUCCAGCUUUGCUUUUAGAUCUCUACAUUUUUUAGCUACCUCGUGAAGAACCACUUUAAUCACGCACAUUCUGCUCUCUCUUCACUUCGUUCACUUUCUGCAAUCUUCGCGGUCGAAUGGAUGUGUCGUCGGAGCCUUCUGGCGAAGAUGUGGCGCCGGAAAAGCCUCUGAGUUCCUCGAAGAAGAGCGUUCCAGAAGUUUCCAAGAGAGCUGCGAAAACCGCCGCAGAACCUGGUGGUGCGGCGAAAAGGAAAGUUGAACCGCGAACCGGUUCGAGUGCCGGUGCCGGCACGGUUGCGGCGAGGAGAUCGGGUUUGAUUGGCGGUUCCGCGAGUUCGGUUUCUGCGCUGAGACGGAACAGUACCGGAGGAUUGUCUCAGAAGUCGUCGAUCUCUGUUGCAGGGAGAAAAGCCAGUGCUGAGUCUGUUGGUGGAGGUAAGAGCAGCGUUUCGUCGGCGAGUGAACCUAUCCGAAAGUCUCUGCCGGAGCUCCGGCGUAAUUCUGUAACUUCUUCACGGGCCGGCGCUGCGGCGAAUCCGGUUGCGGCCUCGCCGGUUGGCUCGGCUUCUAGGACUUCUGGUACGAGUAAAGCGGAGGUUGCGAGGAAGCCGGUCAGUAAACUGGCAUUGUCGGGUUCAGGUUCGGCUUCGUCUGUUUCGAGAAGGAUAAGUUCUUCGUCCGUGGAUAGCACUGCCAGCAGUGGAGGUUCUGCUCGAAGGACUGUUUCCAGGGUUUCUUCGCCGACGGUUUCGAGCGGGUUGAAGGCUGGCUCUCUGUCAACAUCGCAGGAUAGAGCUUCUGCACUUUCUGGAAGGAGAAAGGGAGGCACUCCUGAUAGCCGGGAUUCGAAGUUUAUCGCGCUUCCGCAUGUUGAGAUUAAGGCCAAUGAUGACUUGAGACUGGAUCUAAGGGGACACAGAGUUCGCAGUCUCACUGCCAGUGGAUUAAACUUAUCCUCAAACUUAGAGUUUGUUUAUCUCCGAGACAAUCUCUUGUCUACACUGGAAGGAGUAGAAAUAUUGACCAGAGUGAAGGUUCUUGAUUUAAGUUUUAAUGAUUUUAAGGGGCCUGGAUUUGAGCCUCUUGAGAAUUGCAGAGUACUGCAGCAACUCUAUCUUGCUGGAAAUCAAAUUACAUCAUUGGCAAGUCUCCCUCAACUUCCUAAUUUGGAGUUCCUUUCAGUAGCUCAGAAUAAGUUGAAGUCUCUUGCUAUGGCUAGCCAACCUCGACUGCAGGUCUUAGCUGCCAGCAAAAACAAAAUUUCUACUCUUAAGGGUUUCCCGUAUUUACCUGUUCUUGAGCAUUUGCGAGUGGAGGAGAAUCCUAUACUUAAGAUGCUUCAUUUGGAAGCAGCGUCAAUAUUACUAGUUGGACCUACAUUGAAAAAGUACAAUGACAGAGAUCUCUCUCGUGAGGAAGUGGCUCUAGCAAAGCGUUAUCCUGCACAUACGGCUUUAUGCAUUAGAGAUGGUUGGGAUUUCAGUCGCCCUGAGCAAGCUGCAGACUCAACUUUCCGCUUUUUAGUUGAGAAAUGGAAAGACCAUAUUCCUCCUGGUUUUCUCCUCAAAGAAGCCUCCAUAGAUAAACCUGUGGAAGAAGAUGUGUGUCGUUGUCACUUCGCCAUUAUUCCCGAUGGUGCAGCUAGUACAGGCCCCCCAUUAGAUUUAAAAUAUCAAUGGUUUUGUGGUGAUUUAUCUCUUUCAAAUUUUGCCCCUAUUCCGGAUGCUACCAGUGAGGUUUACUGGCCGAAGCAUGAUGACAUUGGAAAAGUUCUGAAGGUGGAAUGCACCCUCACUCUAGAAGAAAUGACAUAUCCUCCUAUAUUUGCCAUCUCACCUCGUAUUUCGCGAGGAAAUGGAAUUCCAAAGGUUGUAGAUCUUGAAGUACAUGGGGAACUGGUAGAAGGAAGUAUCAUCAGGGGUUGUGCUAAGGUUGCUUGGUGUGGUGGAACUCCAGGAAAAGGUGUUGCUAGUUGGUUACGGAGAAAGUGGAAUAGCAGUCCUGUGGUUAUUGUUGGGGCAGAAGAGGAAGAGUAUAAGUUAACCAUUGAUGAUGUUGAUUCAAGUUUAGUUUUCAUGUACACACCAGUAACAGAAGAAGGUGCAAAAGGAGAACCUCAAUACAAAUAUACAGAUUUUGUAAAAGCUGCUCCUCCUUCUGUCAGUAAUGUGAAAAUAGUUGGAGAUGCUGUUGAGGGAAGUACCAUCAAAGGAGUCGGAGAUUACUUUGGUGGAAGGGAGGGUCCGAGCAAGUUUGAAUGGUUGCGGGAGAGCAUGGAUUCUGGAGGCUUGUUGUUAGUGUCAGCAGGAACAUCUGAGUAUACCUUGACCAAAGAGGAUGUUGGUAGUUGUGUGGCGUUUGUGUACAUACCCAUUAAUUUUGAGGGCCAGGAAGGAAAAUCUAUGUCUGUAAUGUCUUCUGUUGUGAAACAAGCACCUCCAAAGGUAACAAAUGUCAAAAUAAUUGGUGAAUUACGAGAGAAUAGCAAGGUCACUGCAACUGGUAUUGUAACGGGAGGAACGGAAGGAUCUAGCAGAGUUCAGUGGUAUAAAACACAUUCGUCAACUUUGGAUGAAAACACUCUUGAAGCAUUAAGUACUUCUAAAAUUGCCAAAGCAUUCCGCAUACCUCUUGGAGCUGUGGGCUAUUACAUUGUGGCAAAAUUUAUUCCCAUGACUCCUGAUGGUGAUUCUGGAGAACCAGUAUUUUUAAUAUCUGAUAAAGCAGUGGAGACUCUUCCCCCAAGCUUGAAUUUCUUAUCUAUCAUUGGGGAUUACAAUGAAGAUGGAAUUUUGACUGCUUCAUAUGGAUAUGUUGGAGGUCAUGAAGGAAAGAGUAUAUAUAGUUGGUAUAUUCAUGAGGUUGAAGGUGAUUCAGGUUCUCGGAUACCAGGGGUUUCGGGACUGCAGUACCGUAUCACCAAAGAAGGGAUUGGAAAAUUCAUCUCAUUCCAGUGUACUCCAGUACGGGAUGAUGGUGUUGUUGGUGACACAAGAAUUUGCAUGGGCCAGGAGCGCAUUCGCCCUGGAAGCCCAAGAUUGCUUUCUUUACACAUAAUUGGAAAUGCUGUUGAAGGAACAAUUCUAAGAAUUGAAAAAAAGUAUUGGGGUGGUGAAGAGGGAGAUUCAGUUUACCGCUGGCUGAGGACCACUCCUGAUGGCACAAAAAAAGAAAUUGCGGGUGCCACUGAUGCAUCCUAUAUGCCCUCAAUUGAUGACAUUGGCUCCUUUAUUUCUGUUUCAUGCGAGCCUGUUCGAAGUGAUUGGGCUCGUGGACCUAUGGUUCUGUCUGAACAAAUUGGGCCAAUAGUACCUGGUCCCCCAACUUGUCAUUCCCUGGAAUUUUUGGGAUCAAUGAUAGAAGGGCAGCACUUAAGCUUUAAUGCUGUGUAUACUGGAGGGGAGCAAGGAGAUUGUACCUAUGAGUGGUUUAGGGUAAAAGACAAUAGUAUUCGAGAUAGAAUAAGUACCAAUGCAGACUUUUUGGAUUUGACUCUUGAGGAUGUUGGUGCGUGCAUUGAAAUAAUCUAUACUCCUGUGCGCAAAGAUGGAAUCAAAGGCAGCCCAAAACACAUUGUGUCUGAUCUGAUUUCUCCUGCGGAUCCUAAGGGAAUAGAACUCUUAAUUCCUGAUUGUUGUGAAGAUAGAGAGCUUAUGCCACUGAGAAAAUAUUUUGGUGGACAUGAGGGGAUUGGAAAGUAUAUUUGGUAUCGUGCAAAGCGUAAACUUGAAGGAUCUGAACUGCUAGAUAUAUCUAAUGCCUCUGAUGUUGAAAUAUCUGGGACAGAGCUAAUGUAUAAACCGCUGCUUAAAGAUGUUGCAGCUUACUUGGCUUUGUAUUGGGUGCCUACUCGAGAAGAUGGAAAAUGUGGAGAGCCAUUGGUUGCAAUUAGCAGUGCCCCAGUUUCCCCUGCUCCUCCAAUAGUUUCUAAUGUACUCGUGAAAGAGUUGUCAACGGGAAUUUAUUCUGGAGAAGGUGAAUAUUUUGGUGGACAUGAAGGAGAAAGUCUCUUUAGCUGGUAUAGAGAAAAUAAUGAGGGAACCAUUGAACUAGUUAAUGGAGCAAAUUCUAAAAUCUAUGAAGUUACUGAUUCGGAUUACAAUUUUCGAUUGUUGUUUGGAUACACACCUAUUCGUUCAGAUUUGGUUGUGGGGGAGCUUGUUUUAUCUGCUCCUACUAAUAUUGUGUUCCCAGAGCUUCCAUGUGUCGAGAUGCUUGCUCUGACUGGCAAGGCAGUUGAAGGUGAUGUUCUUACUGCUGUUGAAGUGAUUCCAAAUAGUGAGACACAGCGACAUGUUUGGAGCAAGUACAAGAAAGAUAUAAGAUAUCAAUGGUUUUGUUCGUCUGAAGUUGGAGACAGUCUUUCGUACGAUCCAUUACCUAAUCAGAAUUCUUGCUCCUAUAAGGUGCGGCUAGAAGAUAUUGGUCAUCAUUUAAAAUGUGAGUGUAUCGUAAAUGAUGUGUUUGGAAGGUCUGGUGAGGCAGUAUGCAUUGAGACAACACCUGUGUUGCCAGGAAUUCCUAGAAUACACAAGCUGGAGAUUGAAGGAAGGGGAUUUCAUACCAAUCUCUAUGCUGUUCAUGGCAUUUACAGUGGUGGAAAGGAAGGGAAAAGUAGAGUUCAGUGGCUUAGAUCAAUGGUUGGAAGUCCUGACCUGAUCUCCAUACCAGGAGAAACUGGCAGAAUGUAUGAAGCGAAUGUUGAUGAUGUUGGUUAUAGGCUGGUGGCCAUCUAUACUCCUGUAAGAGAGGAUGGAGUAGAGGGGCAAUCAAUUUCUGUAUCCACGGAGCCAAUAGCGGUUGAGCCCGAUGUUCUUAAAGAAGUGAAGCACAACCUUGAACUUGGAUCAGUGAAGUUUGAGGUAUUAUGCGACAAAGAGCAAAACUCAAAAAAGAUUUCAUCAGUGGGCACAUACGAGAGACGUAUCCUUGAAAUUAACAGGAAAAGGGUAAAGGUGGUAAAGCCUGCCACGAAGACUUCUUUUCCAACUACGGAACUUCGUGGUAGUUAUGCUCCUCCCUUUCAUGUGGAGCUUUUCAGGAAUGAUCAACACCGUCUUAGGCUUGUAGUGGACAGUGAGAAUGAAGCAGACUUGAUGGUGCACUCCCGACACAUUCGGGAUGUUAUUGUUCUUGUGAUUCGAGGACUUGCUCAGCGAUUCAAUAGUACUUCCCUCAAUUCCCUUCUCAAGAUAGACACAUAAACUCGGUUACAUUGUAUAGUCAUAUUUGUUCCAGGAAAUUAGGCUGUUGGGGGCAGUUUUCUCACAUUUUGUUUGUCCUGGUGCUGCAAUUGUUAUAUUAAUAGAGCAGUUUUUAAUGCCAUAAUCAUUGUAGGCCAUUGAUUCCAAGAUCUAUGCGGAUGGCUCACACAGCAUCGUCAUUUAAAGAUUUUGCGUUUUGAAUUUUAUUUGCAUUUUAGAUUAGGGUGAUUAAUGAAUGGGUAGUGCGUGGGUAGAGUAACUAUUAUAGUGUCUAUGGUUUGGCUUUUGGCUUCCUGUACCUCAUCAUUACUUACUAAAUGCACUCACACUAACAGUGAAAUACGCAUUUAUUGUACAACA
Vigna umbellata (rice bean) is the source of this 5644-nucleotide messenger RNA. NCBI's taxonomy places the organism in Eukaryota, Viridiplantae, Streptophyta, Magnoliopsida, Fabales, Fabaceae. The record is from RefSeq and is a predicted model, not a curated record.